ACCAAACAGAAUAUUCAAGGAAAUUCAACAAUUGCUGCCAACUGAAAAUAUAUUCGGAUUCACAAUUAAUUAAGCACUCUAUAUCAAGAGAUUGCUAUAAUUGUAAUGAAUUAUGCCAAGGUGCAUCUCUACACUUUGAUACCUUGAUUUUAGUACCUGUUUAAAAAAAGUGAAAAUUCUGCGUAUAGCAAUCAACAAAAUAUGUACUCUGAGUGGGCAUCGCUGUCGGCGCAGAUUACUGCCAACAGUUGUGGAGCGCAAUGUUUCAGCGUUCUAAACAAGUUUCCAGCGUCUGCGGGUCGAGAAGUGGUCAUUUCAGUUGUAAAACAACUGGGCACCAAUUUGGGCAUAACACAGAACGCGGAGCCCAGCCACUUGGUGAAGGAUGAGGAGGUUAGAUGGUGUAUGGACGUCAUUUGUUUUGGCCUUUCGUUGCCGCUGCAGGAGCAUGAGACCAUCAAAGACUGUGUCAAUGUUUACUGCGAAUGGUUGACGGCCCUGCACCCACAGCCACGAAUCAGUGUUCCCAAGCCCAUUUGUGAAGAUGCAAAUCUUUAUGCGAGGCAGAUAAUCAAUCAUUUCCACAACCUAUUCGUUCCACGGCAGGGAGAAAGCUCUGAUACCAUUAAGCGUCAGGCAGUGCUAUGUCAUCGCGUGUUGCGCACUCUUCAACAAACAGCUCAAAUCUCGCAGCACAUGGAUCGAGAGACCUGGGAUACGCUACUGCUGUUUUUGUUGGCCAUAAAUGAGAUAUUGCUGGCGCCGCCGACCGUCAAGGAUGAUGUUGGCGAUCAAUUGUGUGAACGCGUGCUCUCUGUGCUCUUCGAGGUUUGGCUUUUGGCAUGUGUCCGCUGUUUUCCAUCGCCCUCACUGUGGAAGACCUUGCAAGAGUCGUGUGCCAUGUGGCGUCAUCGAAUUGCACUUGUUGAUCAGUGGAACCGUGUGAACUUGGCCCUAACCGCGCGCCUGUUGGAGUUUAGCUACGGCCCUGAUUUUACACAGCUCAAAAAUGCUGGCGACGAGGACGGUCAGCUUAUACCUGCAGGCAUGACCAACGACUGUGUAGCACAGACUUGGUAUCGGUUUUUGCGCAUGAUUGGCAAUCCCACUGCUCUCUGCUCGCCGCACAUUAUCAGUAAAUCGUCGCACUUCGUACAAUGGGCUCUAACGCACGAGAAAGGCGCUGAGACACAUCAGCAUCCUUGCCUUCAAAUGUUACCACAAAUCUUUUUGAAUGCAAUCAGGGGUAUUUCCAGCCAAGUUGAUGCCUUCUUAGGCAUUUAUCAGCCACCGCCUAACCAGCAGGACAACGUCGUCACAAAUCUGCUUGAGAUACGCCACUCUUUAAACGAGGCUACCUCAUCCACGCUACAACAGUUCAUACACUCGAGCAGCGUUUCAAACAUUAGCAUGCAGCAAUUAGGGGCAACUCAGUCCCAUCAGCCGCAUCAUCAUCACCACUAUCCGCAUUUACAUUUACAUGGUGCUGGUAGUUUUCUCCGCGAUAACUUUGUCAGCAGUUCGGCAAGCUCUGCCUUAAACGCCAUCAUGGGUCAUCAUCACCACCACCACCAACAUCAGCAACAGCAACAACAACAGCAGGCGGCACAGCCUCAGGGGCAGCAUGGUAGCGCUUCUCCAACCAACUAUUGCCAUAUCGCUCCCCCAGGUCCAGUGGGCAGCAUAAGUGCUGGCGGCAGCCAUUCAGCAGGCGUUGUCGGCUGCAUCACAUUCAGCACGUCUGAGGCAAUGCCCAUGACAGUCGCGAAUGGCAGCAACAGCGUGACGCCAACGCCACCUUUGCAGCGUCGUCUGGCUAAGAGUUUCAGUGUGGCGCCGUCUAUUACGCAGCAGAAGGGCUUAAGCAAAACCGCGCUUAUCAGCCUAACACGCAGCUCAGCGAACGCCGCCCCUACGACGCCGACCUCAGGUCCACCCUCCGCCAGCAGCAUCAAUUCGCUGCCAUCCAUCGGUACCGACCUACGCCCGCCGCUGUCUGUGGCUCGACCGAAGUGCAACAGCAUUCUGCAUUUAUUUGGUGAAUGGCUGUUCGAGGCAGCGCACAUAGGCGGCGACACUUGGCUGCAGAAUCGGAAGAAACAAGCAUGCGAGGCUAGCAAGCGACCGUCGUCUAUGAUAAUGGAGAAUCGCAAGGGCUCGAUAUCGUUGUCCCAACCCAAUUCCCUUAACGAUCCUACAUCGCUGCCGCCCACGCUAACCAUUGAUAAAUAUGAAUCUGGCCGCGCCGAGGCAAUUGGCACCCUCUGCAAGAUUUUCUGCGCAAAAAAAACGGGCGAGGAAAUUCUGCCAGUCUAUUUAGCGCGCUUUUAUAUGGCACUGCAGCAGUGCCUCAAGAUAACCGAGUCCAAGGAGUGCGAUGAAACAUUGGCCAGCAUUCUGCUCCAUUCGGCAGAUUUGUUCCGCUUAGACCUCGAUGGUAUCAAUGUGCUACUACCUGGCUUCAUAGCUGCGUUAGAAAUCGUACUGCCGGACAAAGACUUGAAGCUUAAGACACAGGCAAUUGCAUUCAACCGGACCGAGCUGCGUCGUUCGGCCAUAAACAUUUUACUCUCCAUCAUGGUACUUCCGCUGCAUUAUCAUACUCUGCCCAUACGAAACUUGACAUCUGACACUGGCGAGAAGGUUUUGACCUUCUUACAACUCAAAUCUCGACUAAUGAACAUUCUGAUGAACGCGCUACAAGUGGAAACUGACGCCCAAAACACGCAUAUGUUAUUAGGCGGACUUCUGCUCUGUGUACAGGAUGCCGUGACCUUUGAGGACACUGAGCUUGGCGGCACGGAUCAUUUGAGCGGCCCCGGUGUUCAACACCAUGAAGAAAACCUGCUAAGUUCCGCGGGCUCGGACCGUUCCGCUUCGCUAGCCAGCGGCACGGUCAGCUUUGGCGCACAGACCACAGCAAUGAGCUCGCGUGAUACAGGUUCGGCCCACGAUUAUCCCAGUCUGACCAUAUCCGAUGAUAUAUCGGUGGAGUUUACGCACGAGUUUGAGAGCGUUGCAUCAUAUGACAACGCACAUGCCUUGUUUGUACGCGCCACAUAUUUGGUGUGUCACCGGUUAAUCUCUUCGUGGAAGACCGACUUAAAUGUUUCACUUGCAGCUCUGGAGUUACUGUCAGGUCUGGCGCGGCUUCACAUACGCGAAACAGCCAGGAAAUUAACAAAUGACGCUCUAGAGUGCAAGCGCGCAGUGAAGUGGAUAUGCGACUAUAUUUGCUAUCAGUGCUCACGACCUCCGCCGGCGCACAGUAAGGAUCUGCACAGCACAAUAGUGGCGGCGUUCCAGUGCACGGCAGCCUGGCUUAUGCAGCAUCCGUACCUCCUGCAGGACAAAGACUGCUUGCAGACGGUGCUUGAGGUGGUUGAGCUGGGCAUAUCAGGCACAAAGAGCCAGAGCAAAAAUGGGGAUCUACCUAAGUUUAAAGAUGAAAAAGAACUAAAACCAGCUUCGAUGCGCGUCCGCGAUGCAGCAGAGAAUCUUCUCACCAUCAUACUCGAACAGGUUGGUUACUUUCCAAGUGAGUGUGGACCCGAAUCUAUCUCUUCGCUCUUGGAUGAACUGGCUCUAAUGAAGCACUGCAAUUCGCUCCCGACUGGAGACGGUUCGGUCGGCGUUUGCAAUGCGGAACAAGCUAUCUCAAAGUUUAAAUAUUUUGUUACGGAAAACUCGACGAUAUUGGCUUUACUGGAAGAGCCUUUGGGCAAUGAUCAAGAUCCACAACCAACUGUCACUCUUCUUAUACGUGGUCCCUUUGGCCGACAUGCUUGGACAAUGCAGCUGCGCCAUCUGCCGCGCAGCAAGUCGGGUGUAAAGUACCAUGCCGUCAAUCCCGGCCGGCCCAUUCCUAUGAACGACAUCACGCAGCGUCCCGAAUGCGAGCAAAAAAACUUUCCCGAAGGCGUUGACAAAGUGCAGCCCUGUGUGGCCGAUUACUCAAUACCAACGAUUGAUCAGAUACGUGAGCAAUAUGGCGCCAACGUCAUAAGUGAGCUGGAAGCAAUGCUUGAAAAUCAAAGUAUACACGAAAAGUUGGCUUGGGCGGAAUCGGACAAUAGCAUCGAUAGUCUGUCGCAUGCACAGGAAUGUGUACCGCCCACGGUCUGCCAUGAGUUUCAUGCAGCUCGCCUGUUUCUCUCUCAUUUCGGAUUUCUUAGCUUCGAGAUCCGCGAUCCGCAUAACCCCAUUGAGUCACUGGGUCCACCGCAAAGACCCCUUAUUGUGCUUGACACAAAAUCAACUGCUUUUGCUAUGGAUUUGGAUAAGCUGGAUAAGCUCAGCGCCCGCACGCACGAUACUGUUUACUGUUUCUACGUAAAGGCGGGUCAAACUAGUGCACAACAGAUCAUUGGUAACAUGGCUGAAGAUCAAUCGUAUGACUCACACUUUGCCAAUAUGCUGCAGACGUUGGGAUGGCCGGUUCAGGUGGCCGAGCACUCGGGUUGGACGGGCUUUGCACAUAAUUCGUGGUCGUUAAAGGGUACAUCGAUUCCGGCCGACCGUUACCAAUCAAACGUGUCCAGCGAAUCUAAUUACAAUGGUGCACAGCAUGUGCUCUACUGGGCGGAUGUCUCAUCCGAGAUUGCUUUUGUAGUUCCUAAUGCUUGGAAUCUGCGCUACAAUAGCGAAAUGGACGCCUGCAGCUUGUCCAGUAAUUGCAGUGAUCAGAGCACAAUGAGCAAUGUCUGGACACGUGGGGACGAUGCUGGUUCUCUUAAAUCCAAGCCAAGAAAUCUCAGCUUAGAAUUAGAUACAAAUACCAGAAACAAGGAGCCAGUACCACCCACGCGACGAAAGGGGAAUGUGUCGAAGCCUACUCUUCUCGUCCAAGCGCCAGCAAAGAUAUUCCUUGUCUGGCUGGAGAGCUUCGAGGAUUAUUUGAACUUUCCCGUCGAAGAUCUGCUGGCGUACGCACGCACUGGUGAAGAGCUCCAGUCGAUGCAGUUGCCGAGGGCAGCCGACUGUCAUGUGAUCUUCCUGCAUUCUCUUCAGUCUGGUUUACUGAGAGUGAAACUGCUGGGACCACCUGGUCGGAUGAGCUUUGCAACGCCAUUAGUGGAUGGUAUGGUACUUAGUCGGCGCGUUGUGGGUAAUUUGGUACGUCAAACGGCGCUUAAUAUAUCGCGACGUAGGCGUCUGGAUAAUGAUAACUACCAACCACCUCAUGUACGACGCCGUCUAAAGGUGCAGGACAUAGUCCAAAAGUAUAAGAUGGAUCUAAGCGAAGCUGAACUACUGGCGCAUUUAUUCCAGCGUUCUAUUUAGCUUUAAAGCAUUUAUAUACAAUAGUAUUUUAUUUUACUUCAAUCCGCUUCUCUAAGCAUAUUAAUUUUAGUAUUUAUAUAACAAGUCUAAAUAAACUAACAAAGUUAGGGCCUUAAGAGCAAAACAAGCACA
Messenger RNA from Drosophila montana, 5415 nucleotides. Its product is annotated as ral GTPase-activating protein subunit beta. Gene Ontology annotation, biological process: regulation of small GTPase mediated signal transduction; activation of GTPase activity. The transcript has 16 exons. Lineage: Eukaryota; Metazoa; Arthropoda; Insecta; Diptera; Drosophilidae. Bases 202 to 5283 code for a protein of 1693 amino acids. The record is from RefSeq and is a predicted model, not a curated record. Gene Ontology annotation, molecular function: GTPase activator activity.